Messenger RNA from Bombyx mori (domestic silkworm), 5381 nucleotides. RefSeq names its product serine/threonine-protein kinase RIO1 (gene RIOK1). The record is from RefSeq and is a predicted model, not a curated record. Gene Ontology annotation, molecular function: ATP binding; protein serine/threonine kinase activity. The transcript is spliced from 4 exons. Lineage: Eukaryota; Metazoa; Arthropoda; Insecta; Lepidoptera; Bombycidae. Gene Ontology annotation, biological process: maturation of SSU-rRNA. Gene Ontology annotation, cellular component: preribosome, small subunit precursor; cytosol. Bases 217 to 1797 code for a protein of 526 amino acids.
UACUCUUUUUGCAAGACAGCUUCGGUCUUUGUUAUAAAAUAUUUGGCUGUAUGGGCUAUCUUUCUUUUAUCCAUUAAUUUGACAAAGAAGUGAGCAAAGUAAGUUGUCCCUAAAAUAAUCCACAUGGGCAAUAAUAUCUAAGGAGAUUGUUAAGAGAUUCUGUUAAUUUCUGUUCGAUUUGAGCUAAAACAAUCAUAUCCUUUUAAUAAAAAUAAAAUGUCAGACGGUCAAUUUAGUGAUUACGAAGAGGAUAUUUCUUUAAAGGUUAAGUGCGUAAGGUUUACAGAUGUACCUGAGAUCAAGAACAUAAGUAGUGAUGAUGAUGAUGAUGAUGAUGAGGAUGAUAAUAAUGAACUGGAUUCAGAUCAAUAUUUCCUUGACUCGGAUGACCCUACACAAGGUACAAAGAAAAAAGAUAACUUCAACAGCCAAGCUCCAACAACAAAACUCACUUCCUAUCAACCCACAGAAAAACUCUUUAAAAGAUACAUAAACAAAAUAAAUGUGGACAAAUAUGAACCCAUGUCAAAUAACACUGAGAAGUUUAUCGAUCAGAAUGAUAGAAAAAAAGAUAAUGAGCGAAUUAGGAUUAAAGACAAACAUGAUAGAGCCACAGCUGAACAGGUCAUGGACCCGAGAACUAAAAUGAUCCUAUUCAAACUACUAAAUAGAGGCAUUAUCAAUGAAAUUAAUGGUUGCAUAUCUACAGGCAAAGAAGCUAACGUGUAUCACGCUACCUCAAAAGACGGACGGGACUUUGCCAUUAAGAUAUUCAAAACAUCAAUAUUAGUGUUCAAAGAUCGAGACAAAUAUGUAUCGGGCGAAUAUCGAUUCCGAAAUGGCUAUUGUAGAUCCAAUCCACGUAAAAUGGUUCGCACUUGGGCUGAGAAGGAGAUGAGAAAUUUAGUCAGGCUGUACAAUGCACAACUUAAUGUGCCCGAGCCUAUAAUCUUAAGAAGUCAUGUUUUGGUUAUGACCUUCAUGGGUGAGGGAGGAUGGCCGUCGCCUAAAUUAAAAGAUGUGGAAAUAUCACAGUCAACAGCCAGGUCAUUAUAUAGAGACUGCAUAACAAUGAUGUGGAAAAUGUAUAAUAUAUGUAAAUUGGUACAUGCUGAUCUAUCUGAGUACAACUUGCUGUACCACAAAGGGAAUGCUGUUGUUAUUGAUGUAUCACAGUCUGUUGAACAUGAUCAUCCACAUGCCUUUGAGUUUUUAAGGAAGGAUUGUACGAACAUAUCAGAUUUCUUCAGGAAACGUGGUGUGGCAACAUUGACUGUUAAAGAGUUGUUUGAUUUCAUAACGGACUCAUCAAUAAAUGUGAAUAAUUUAGAAGAAUGCCUUGAGAAGCUAUCAGAUAAAGCGGCUUCACGAAGCUUUGAGGAUAUGACAGCACAAGAACAAGUUGAAGAAGAGGCAUUUAAAAAUAUUUACAUUCCUAAAAGACUUACUGAGGUGAUAAACUAUGAACGUGAUAUAAGUAAAGCAAAAAAGGGUGACACAGAGGACUUAACAUACAAGAAAAUAGCAGGAUUCAAAGAAGACCUAUCAGGAACUGCCAACAGACCGGAGAUUUUAGAAGAAGAUGAUGUUAGUGGAAGUAGUGACAGCUCUGAGGAUGAAGAUCGAGAUGAAGAAUCAGGUACAAAAUUCAAGAAUAGCGCGCGUCCUCGAGACGAGUCACCAAACAGUAAGAAAUCAAGAAAGAAAGCGAUAAAGGAAGAAAAGGCGGAAAGGAGGAAAUCUAAAACGAAGAAACACGUAAAAAAGCGCAGGGACAAAGGAUUCGGCAGAAAAUAAAGUUGUUUUUGGGCUAUAUUAUUGUUUUUCAUAAUAGACAACAAUGAACGGGUUGACACGAUUCCCAUUUUAAUAAAAUCACAAUCAACACGUUUUCAAAUUAUAAACUUGUAUAAAUACAGUAAACUGUGUUUUUGCGUUUUUAAAAUAUGAAAACGUUUGACUGUUGCCGAGGACAUCUGUAUCGCGAAUCCAUUUACUACCAAAUCGGAAUCGCGACCCGCUGAGAAGAUCGAGCGAGAAAUUCAGCGGUCUGAUGCAAUCUACUAGAUUUCACGUCGAACUCUUCGAGCUCGAAGAGUACGUCUGCCAGGGUCCCCGUGUCUGAGCCUAUCUUUAGAGCUACAACCGUCUAACAAAUGUGAAUCAGUAAGGACCUGACGAGAGCAAUAUACAAAGUAUCAUCAUCAUCAUCAUCAACCUAUAGCAGUUCAGUGAUGGACAUAUUGGACUCUCCAAUUGCAUGCCACUCAGAACCACCUUCGGCUUCUCUCAUUCAUCUGCUGCUAGCCACGCUGUAUAAAUCGUCACAGGCUGAGGGAGUCCUGCACUAGGUUUGCUAAUUCACGGUCUUCACUCAAAAUCUCGUUUACUCCAACGGUUAUCGGUCCUUCGGCUAAUUCGGUCAGCCCAUUGCCACUUCAGCUUACUGUGGUAUGCUGCUCAGCUGUAUUCUUGUUGUUUUUACCCAACUGCAGUGUGUGCCCAAGAUGAUAUUUUGAGUGGAGUUAUUUUUUUACUGGAUUGAAAUAUCAAUAAAGUAAUGGAAGACAGUUCUUUUAAUAAUCAGACAGAUAACCAUUUUUAACCCUCUCGAAUAUUGUCAUCAUUAUUUAUACCUUAUAAAAAUAAGCGGCGAAUCGGUUUUUCUUUUACCGUUGUUUUCUAGUCUAUUUUUUAAGUGAAAACUUCUUUAGAAUCGUUGUGAAAAAACGACAGGUAAGAGACACAAAUACAAAAAUGUGUAGGAUGAAGCCAGCAAAGAAUGAGACAGAAAUAUACAUACUAUUUAAUACAGCGCCAUCUGUGAGAUUUUUUAAUACUAACGUGUGUAUGAAAGCUCUUGUAGUGAAUUUUAAUUUAGGAUUAAACGUGAAAUUAAAAUAUCAAUUCACAGAGGGCGCUACCUUACAAUUAUUUACUAAUGACAAAAUUUUACAUAUACUUAAGACGUUUAGGAUAAUUGAGUCGACUAUUAUCAAAGGUGGCAAUCUGUGCAUUUGGACAAAAAAAUGUUAUUGAUAUGUCAAUACAGAUUGAUUUGAAUAUAAUCGUCUCCUUCAAAGAAUACGGUUCAAAACCUGCAUUAAAUAAAGGUUAAUACUUAACCUGUUAUUUAUCUAAGAUGUCGUUCAGAAGAGUUUUGUGACUGCCAAUGUCAAUAAUUCGUUUUUCUGAUUUACCAAUAAUUGUCCAAAAGUCACAUUGCCGGCUUUGAUAAUAGUCGACUCAAUUGUAUUUUAAUUUUGGAAGGUUUCACUUCUACCACGUGUGAAUUGCACACAUUUUGUUUUUUUAAAUGUUAUGAGCUUAUGAAUGUAAAUUUCAUUCAACUCAAUAAUAAGCAUAGCUCUCAUGGCUGAGCCCACGGAAUAGAUAAAUAAGGUUGGAAAGGCCUUUGCUCUAAUUUUGUAUUAGAACCAGUGUCGCCGCUUCAUCGCCACUAUUUUAAUUUCUACACAUACACACACUGUGAUUACAAGUAUUUCGCACACAACAAAAACACCCACACAUAAAUCUCAGGACAGAUAUUCGUUCGCAAACUAGCACAAAACACCCGUAGGCAUACACACUCACACACGCAAAAAGGCAAUAAAAAUGUUCAUACACGCUAGUGCUUGAUAAAAUCGAUAUUCUUUAUCGAUAAAUUAUCUGAUGAAUGAAUGGAGAAAAUGAAACAUGAAAUAAAUAUUGAAAAAAAAACUAUUUUACUUUUAUUAAUUACAAAUAGUCACUGUCGCUGGAAUAAAACGUAUUUGUUAAGCAGUUGGCGCUUGCUAUUAAUUGCGAAUGAAUUUUUCAGAACUAAGUGUAUUCUGAUUUUUUUUAUGGUAAAAUCAUUUUCAGUAAAAUGUUUAGAGCAAAUAGUACUCGUCUUUGUCUCCAGUUUCCUCUACCUGUCACGUCAAUCCAUUGUUCCCUGGCGUUAGGUUCUUUAGGAAACCUAAAAUUUUUUAUUUACUGCAUAAGUCAAAUGGCAUUUUACUUAGAUUUUAAUACGUCUUAGACAAUAUAGUAAAUACCCGUAAAUGAGAGGUCUACAUGUCCCUUUAUAUUAUACCUUCACUUUAAUUCAAUGAUAAUAAUUCAAUAAUAAUAAUACAUAUUUAUUUUACUCAAAAUACGUCUCACUAAGAAUAUACUAGGUAUCAUUAAUUAAAUAUAAAAUAAUGCAAAAAUUAUCCAUGUCAAAUGUAAAUAUAGUCGAGAAUUCUGUCGAUGAUUUUAUUUCACCACAUGGUCACCUCACUAUCGACAAACUAGCGCCGUGCACCACGGCCAAUCAGGGCAAAGGCCGAAAUUUCAAAGAUUGAAGUGUAGAGAACGCAAUGCAUGUAGUACAUUGGAAGCUGACUUGGUCAUUGCGUUCAUUGGGCGAGAACACAUCGCGCAAUGUAUGCUAUUUAUAACUUGCUGCAAUAAUAUUGUUAAUGUUUGGAAUUUCAUAAUGCUCAGUAUAUUUUUAUGUUUUAGACAAAUAAUAUUGUAAUUAAAUGGUAAUUUCGACUUACCGAUCGAAAGAUAUACCUCCUCGCUCUAUACUUGAGGUCUGAUUUUUUGUUUUACAAGUUAUAAUUGCACAACACGGCACUAUAAAGCGGAGAUCUGUUCGCCCAAGUAUUCCGAAGCGCACUAAACGCGAUGAAUGAAAGAAUCGGUCGAGUUAUGUUUGUUCGAUCAUAACUGUGGCACGCUUGCCCCGCCUACAUUACCAUUCCAACCUUAUUUAUUUAUUCCGUGGCUGAGCCAGUGCUUACCCACCUAUUCUGGUGAAGCUGUAGUGGCGUCUAUGUCACCAGCAAUCCCUCUAUCACAACAAAAAGAAGAAAGUAAGAGAUUAAACUGUCAAUAACUGCUUGAUGUCACCUGUCAACACUACAUUUAAUCAAUGUCUAAAAAUUGGUGACAAAAGUCAAAAAUGGAAUUGAAUAAUUCACCACACCACUACAUUUUGAAAUUUCAAGUUCAAAACGAGUUUUAUUACAAAAAGUGGAAUAUCUAAAUUACAUUCUAAACAUGAUUUUAAGGCAUUCAAGCAUUUAGGAGAUGGCUUCUCACAAUAUUGUCAAAGUUUUGCCUAAUGUAAUUGACGUCGAAUGGAAAUUAGAAGUAACAAGCUCGCCCAACGCAAGCUCGGAAAAUGUGUUGUAUACUGUUACAUUGAAGACUGAUGAUGGAGGCGACGUUAGGUUCACUUGUGGAACUCAAGAGCUGCAAGAUCUGGUAUACAAAUUAAAAGAUUUGGUCAGACAUUGUGAAAGAACGAAAUGUGAACUUUCUUGAGAAAAAGUGGGUGUACUAACAUUAUUAAUAUGUGCUUGUGCAAUAGUACAGCUUAUUUUUAAUAAAUUAUUUUGUAAGUA